This is a messenger RNA of Xiphophorus hellerii (green swordtail), 2513 nucleotides long. RefSeq names its product growth arrest-specific 1a (gene gas1a). Lineage: Eukaryota; Metazoa; Chordata; Actinopteri; Cyprinodontiformes; Poeciliidae. The transcript has a single exon. The coding region runs from base 582 to 1367 and encodes 261 amino acids. The record is from RefSeq and is a predicted model, not a curated record. Gene Ontology annotation, biological process: regulation of cell cycle.
GGCGAGGGGGGCUGAGAAAGCCAAAGACAAAUGCUCAAAGGGGUAGGGAGUGUAGGACCACUUUGAGACCCACAAGAGUUGUUGUUUCCCCCCUCGUACUGUUUGUUUCCAGUCCCUCUAACAAGCAGCGCUUAAUGAUCCAACGCACUCGGGGCUUGUCCGGCUUCUCUCUCCGGUUCCUGGAGAUCCGCACAACGGAGACCCGCUGCAGUGGAGGCAGUUGUUCCUCUUCGAUGUAAUGAGAACUCUCCCACUUUUUGGGGGGAACUUUUCUCUCUCUCUCUCUCUCUCUCUCUCGGUGCGUCUGAGUUUCUGAUUAAGUAUUUAAUUUUUUAAGUUUUUCCACGCCCAAUCAUGUACGGAUAGCGGACGGUUCGCGCAGGAAUCCGGCUCAAGUGGAUCAGCGCUGACGGGUUUCUGGAGACGGGAUUACACGGCACCGUGGCAACUCGCUGAACGCCCACACACGGGCCCGAUAACGCACCAUCUGGCCCGGAGUAAAUAACACUUCUCCAGAUUGGACAAUAUCAAUGGAUGGACUUAUGACACUGCUUUGAAUCUGGCCGAGUCAAGCAGCCAUAAUGGCAAACUCCAAUCUUUCAAUGCAUGGUCUCUGCAGAGCUGUUUGGCCUCUUGGCUGCGUGCUUCUGAUGUUUGGCUACUUCUCUGUGGCUUCCCCGCACCACGGUCGGCAGCUGAUCUGCUGGCAAGCCAUCCUAAAUUGUAAAAACGAGCCCGGUUGCAACUACGCAUAUGACCACUACGUCCAGGCCUGCGAGCCUGUGCUGAGCGGGGCUAAGAAGAGGUGUCCCAGCCACUGCAUCUCCUCGUUAGUUCAGCUCAACUUGACCAAAAGCGGCCCGGCUCUGGAGGACUGCAGCUGCGGCGAAGACUUGAGAUGCGCACGCACCAAGCGGGCCAUCGAGCCGUGCCUGCCGAGGACUACCAGCACGGGCUGUACAGAAGCCCGGCUGCAGUGCGGGAGAGACGCACAGUGCAGCUCCGCCAUGCAGGACUACUUGCACCACUGCGGGAAACUUUUUAACGGCGCGAUCUGCACGAACGCCUGCCGGAAUGUGAUCGCGAACAUGCGUAAAAUCCCCAAGGGUCAGAAGCUAGAGACGUGCAUGUGCGACGGGUCGGAGAGGACCAUCUGUGAGUUCGUUAAGAGCAGCAUGAAGAUGCUGUGCGUCGACAAUCCAGACCCAGACAGGGAAUACGGCAGCGGACGAUGGCUCGACCAGGAGGACGAUGAUGACAACCCGGACGGCACAGUGGAACCGUGGAGCAGAGCCUCUCUCCCGGCUGCGGGCCGCUGGGGUCUGACCCUACUGGCUUCUAUUUUGGGUCUAUCGCCCCUCCUUUAAUCUAAGGGUUUUCAAUUGUUCCGAUAAAAAGGCAAUCAAAACUUUUGUCAUCCAUUGACCUGCUAUAGUAAAAGCCUGACAAACUGAACAGAGUUUUCUGCGUCAUCAUAACUGCAAAAUCCUCUGCAAAAAAGGAUUAGAAAGAUCUGACACCACUGCAGAUGCUUUGCUUAUGAGAUAAGCUAAACAGAAUUGCCUACUUUUUCCGGUCACAGACUCUCAUUGUCAUCCCGUCUUAAUCAGCUGUGCACUGCCAAUCUUUCUCCUUAGCUGUAAAGUAUGAACUAUUUUUGUAUAUGACAAGGCAGUUGCCAUUUGGCACCACUGAUACCUGAUUUACAAAUAUUUAAUGUAACUUGUAAAUAAGAUCAGGAGUAAAAGUGAAACAGUAAUUUAUUACAUGCCUCCAAAUAGCCAGCAUGUGUAUAGAGACUGAGAAUUUCAGCUUUAAAGGGAAUUUAUUUUGACUGAAAAUGGUGUAAAUGCACUGUAAAUAUGUGUAUAGCUAAUAUAGAUUUUCUUUGCUAUUUGUUCAGAAAAUCCUCUAUGUUUUAGGCUAUGAGAUGAUUUAUUCAUAAUGCAAAGUCUAGAUUAAAAGCAAAUGUCUAAAUCCACUGUAUUAUUGCCUUAAUGAUAUCCUUUUCCCCAAAGGCAUAAAGGAAACUUGAAGAUAAAAUUUGUGACUGUGAGUUGUUUGUCUAUUUGUGCCACAUUGCUUCAUUUGACAGUGUUAAACUAGAUGAUUCAUGAAGUUUUGUAAAGUUUUGACUCAGCCACAGAUAUUUCUAAAUUGAUGCUCUGGAUGCAAUAAACAAACAAACAAAAAAUAUAAUUAGCUUUAAUAAACAAGACUGAACAUUUUAGAUAGGGUGUAUUGCAAGCACUUAAGAGGCUUUUUUUUGUUUUUAAUGUGCACUUCUGAUCACUACGUUGCAAUAGCAACCAUUUUUAUGCCUACUGAAUGACAGUAAUGUAAAUCAGUGUGGAAUGUUUUUUUUUUUGCUCAUAAAACUUUAUAUGACGGCUAAAGAUAAAAGAAGAGGUCACUUUUUGUCAGUAAUCGUGGCUUUUGUUGAAAGCUGUAGCAUUGCUCAGCUAAUAUGCUCCAUUUUAAUCAAAUAAAGUACAAUAAUUUGACAAAACUAA